UUGAAUGCUCCCAUUUCCUGAUUCCUCCUACUCACACCCAUGACCCUAACUAGAUCGCUCCUCCGCUCCUCCUUCUUUUUCCGCCGCCGCCGUCCACGCUCCAAUGCCGGACGCAGAAUCUCCCCCUUCUUCAGGAGGAGAUCCCCCGCUGGCGACAAUCCCGAGCCGUCCUCUCCCAAAGUCACGUGCAUCGGCCAAGUCAGAGUCAAGUCGCAGAAGAAGGUCAAGCAAUGCCGCCGCCGCAUCAACGGCGAAUCCAGUUUCCGCAGCGCCUCCGUGCCCUCGUUCCAGCGCUGGGUGCAUUUGCCCUGCUUUUCCGCUGUCCUGCGUGAGUUCUUCUGCUUGUUCCGCUGCAAGUGUGAGAGGUGGUGGUGCGGCGGAGGGAGGAGAAAGAUGGAGAUUGCUGUCAAGUGCAGCGGAGAGGAGGAGGAGAAGGUGAAUUCGAAUUCGAGACAACAUGUUUUUGAUGACAUUGAGGUGAACGGCGAUAGAAUUGAGGUGAAGGGGCGGAGCUUCGAGGAUGAAUGCGCCAUUUCUGUACCUCCUAAAAAUGCGCUUCUGCUGAUGAGAUGCAGAUCUGAUCCAAUCAAAAUGGCCGCCAUUGCUAACCGGAUUAGCUCCGAUGCAGCGAGGUACGAAAAUGUAGCGAUUCAACUCCAAGAAGACGAAGAAGAAGAAGAUGAUGGUGAUGAUGAUGAAACCAGUAGCUCGGAUGAAGUGUUCGAAGCUCGAGUUUUGGAGCAAGUACAGAAAGAAUUUUUUGCCAAUGAGGCAGAGAAUAAUGAAAAAACCGAGCCAGAAGAAGAUGUUGAAUCCAAUAUGUCCUCAUUUGAAGCUCUUUUAGAAACAGAGAUUGAACCAAAAUCAGAUCAAAAGCAGGAAAUUCAUCAAGAAAAGGGGACAUUGCCGGAAUGCUUGCUGUUGAUGAUGCGCGAGCCGAAGCUGUCAAUGGAGGUCUCCAAAGAAACGUGGGUUUGCUCCACCGACUUCAUUCGGCUGGAUCCGGAGCGCCCAAGGAGGGCCGCCGCCAAAGCCGAUGCAGAGCCUCCAAUAGUGAAGAAGAUGGCCUCUGUGGAGAAGUCGAAGCCCCGAGUUCCUGAGCCGCCGAGGAGGAACAACGACUCGCAGCCGGCGCGGUCGUCGUGCUCUCUGCCGGCCGACGGGAAGUGCGAGCCGCUGGAGCUGACUAGGUGCAAGUCGGAGCCGAUGAGUAAGGCGGCGGCUAAGCUAAUGCCGGAGGCCGGUUGCUGAAAGGGGAGCCGAUCAGAGUCGGCGCGUCGGGAGUCGGCUGUUGAGCUGAGACAUGGAAAAAUAAUUAAAUGGAGAUUAUUAUUUAUUACAGUCUUGUAUAGUUUGUAGUGUUACUCCUUUCUAUCUAUAAUUUGUAAAUCAUUUUUGUUGUUUUGGUUUU
Molecule: messenger RNA, 1411 nt
Organism: Salvia splendens (bonfire salvia)
Lineage: Eukaryota; Viridiplantae; Streptophyta; Magnoliopsida; Lamiales; Lamiaceae
Exons: 1
Coding region: 40-1251 (403 amino acids)
Source: RefSeq, a predicted model, not a curated record